Messenger RNA from Labrus bergylta (ballan wrasse), 1938 nucleotides. Its product is annotated as E3 ubiquitin-protein ligase RNF126. Gene Ontology annotation, molecular function: ubiquitin protein ligase activity. Lineage: Eukaryota; Metazoa; Chordata; Actinopteri; Labriformes; Labridae. Gene Ontology annotation, cellular component: cytoplasm. Gene Ontology annotation, biological process: protein ubiquitination. The record is from RefSeq and is a predicted model, not a curated record.
CUCUCUACCUGUUUAGUGGUUAAAGAUGGCUGAAGCUCCUCCAUGGCCUAGCCGGUUCUUCUGCCACAGAUGCUCAGCAGAGAUAAGUCCUCGGCUGCCUGAGUACACGUGUCCAAGAUGUGAGUCAGGGUUUAUUGAGGAACUGCUGGAAGAGAGGAGUGCGGAUAAUGGCUCCAUGUCUACCAUAUCCAGCGGACCUCCGAACCAACAACCGUUUGAGAAUGUGGACCAGCACAUGUUUACAUUCCCUUCGGGCUAUGGCCAGUUUGCCCUGGGUGUCUUUGAUGACCGCUUUGACUUUGGGGCUGGUCUAGGAACAGAGGACAACCGGGAAGCAGAAAACAGGCGAGAAAGGGAAACGGCAUCACGACAACGAUAUGGUGCACGGCAACCGAGAAGUCGUCAUGGUUCAAGGCGACAACCAGGGAGGCAUGAGGGAGUUCCCACAUUAGAAGGAAUCAUUCAGCAACUAGUGAAUGGAAUAAUUGCACCCACUGCAAUGCCAAAUAUGGGUGUAGGACCCUGGGGUGUUCUUCACUCAAAUCCUAUGGAUUAUGCUUGGGGUGCUAAUGGAUUAGAUGCAAUUAUAACUCAGUUAUUAAACCAGUUUGAGAACACGGGACCCCCGCCUGCUGACAGGGAUAAAAUAAAGAGUCUUCCUACAGUGCGAGUUACAGAUCAGCAUGUUGCUUCAGGACUGGAGUGUCCGGUGUGUAAAGAAGACUACUGUGUUGGGGAAACUGUGAGGCAGCUCCCAUGCAAUCAUAUGUUCCACAAUGACUGUAUAGUCCCCUGGCUGGAGCAGCAUGACACUUGUCCGGUGUGCCGGAAAAGUUUGAGUGGGCAGAACACGGCAACAAACCCUCCAGAACUAUCAGGGAUGAACUUUACCUCCUCCUCUUCCUCCUCUUCAUCCUCCUCCACCCCUCAGUCCUCAAGUUCGACCAGCAAUGAGAACUCCACUGAUAACUCCUAGAGAACCAUUUGCCCUCAUCACCCUGCGAGCUGUUAAUAGCUCCUGGGCUGCUGUACUUCAGUGCGGUGACCUCCAGUCUCUCCCUGCUGCCGGGCAGAGACCUGAGUGCAUCUCGCCAGGAGCACUCAAGCCCGAUUCGGGGGUAAGUGAUACGUGAGGACAAUGUAUUUCUGCCCGUUCUGUUGCUCCCACCUUCAUCAGGAAUCUGAACAAAGGAAGGGGUGGAGGCCUCAAGUGCAGCUUCUAUCAGGGAGGGUGUGGAGACUUCAAGUGGCUCGCUCUGCCUGAAUCACCUCAUACAGGAAAAGAAUACAAGAGAAUCCAAAGGCAGAGGACUCAUGAGAAUACAGUUGUUGUUCUUAAAAAAGAAAAAAAAAAAAAAAAAAAAAUUCUCCGGACUGGUAUGACUUAGGAUGCUCCACUUUUGCCAAUGAAGCAAAAAGAAAUGAGCAGUUAUUCCUUUUAUAACUAGCAUUCAUAUCUCACAGAUGAAAUGACUCAAACUGCACUCUAGUGCACUUCAGUUACUCCUCAGUUUGGAUGAUACUACAUUUUAUUCCUGUUUUUUUUUUUAAUUUUUGAACAAUACAUUUCCAAGUUAUUUUACAAUCAAGCUCCUCUUACAGUAGAAAGAUUACCUGAAUCCAAUCAGGUAAAUUUUUGCACUUGAAAUUAUUAUGCAUCAAAUUGCAGUCAUCUGGUGCUUUUUACAUAAGUGAAAAGCACAAUUAAAUUAACCAUGAAAGUUUAUUUUUAUCGUAUCUGCAAGCCUAUUUUGUGGAUCAGCUCUUCACAUAUAACACUUAGAAACAUUUCAACGCGUUUUUGCAUUUUAACUUAAGGUAUAUUAAGUAUUUUCUAAAGUUGCCAGUUGAAAAACCAUUGGUUUGAAGUAUCAUCGUGUCCAAAUAAAUGAACUGAUGUGAAAAUAAAGAUGCUUGGGUGCUACCACUCGUAAUUCA